AUGAGCUGUGGUGCAAAUAUUGUAGGCUAUGUGGCUUGGAGGUCUGUAAAGGCAAGUAAGCUUUUAGACCCUGUUAAGGUAGUGGCCCAAAUUCUGAUGUACCCUUUUUUCAUUGGAACUGUCCCCACAAAAUCAAAGAUUAAACUAGCUAACUCUUACUUCUAUGACAAAGCUAUGUGCUUGCUUGCAUGGAAACUCUUCCUACCUGAAGAAGAAGUGAACCUAAACCACCCAACUGCCAACCCUCUGAUUCCUGGGAGGGGACCACCCAUGAAGUGCAUGCCUCCAACACUGACAGUUGUGGCAGAGCAUGACUGGAUGCGAGACCGAGCCAUUGCUUAUUCAGAGGAGCUCCGGAAAGUUAAUGUGGAUGCGGUCCUUCUUGAUUACAAGGAUGUUGUGCAUGAGUUUGCUACCCUUGAUGUGCUCCUCAAGACACCACAGACCCAAGCCUGUGCUGAGGACAUUGCCAUAUGGGUCAAGAAGUAUAUUUCACUAAGAGGCCAUGAGUUUUCUUAUUGA
Molecule: messenger RNA, 522 nt
Organism: Vitis riparia (riverbank grape)
Lineage: Eukaryota; Viridiplantae; Streptophyta; Magnoliopsida; Vitales; Vitaceae
Product: probable carboxylesterase 11
Exons: 1
Coding region: 1-522 (173 amino acids)
Molecular function (GO): hydrolase activity
Source: RefSeq, a predicted model, not a curated record